Messenger RNA from Leptosia nina, 1245 nucleotides. The record is from the annotation of a GenBank genome assembly. NCBI's taxonomy places the organism in Eukaryota, Metazoa, Arthropoda, Insecta, Lepidoptera, Pieridae.
AUGAGGCCGGCGGACUCAAGCCGCGAGGCACAAAUUCUGUCUAGCUCGCUGCUCGAUGAUCGGGAUUCGCUGCUCCGCAUUCGACGGAUAGUUAUGCAGAACGCAUGCGCGUUGAAUGCUUUCGCAUUUAGGAACAACUUCAUUUUUAAAAGUACCUUUCUACUAAUUACGAGACGAACAAUGAGCAAUUUAGAAGAAGCAAAUGAAAUAUGUAAAAAGGCAGAGGAUAAUCACGCCUCUGUAGUUGCAGCACAUUAUAAUGACUUAAAGGAAAAAGGUUUAAGAGAAAGAUUUAAUUCGCCUAUAUAUUAUCUUAGAAACUUCAAUAAUUGGGUUAAAAGCGUUCUCAUUCAAGAGUACAUAAAUAAAAUUCGAGAUAAGGAUUAUGGUAGACCAAUUAAAGUGCUUGACAUUUGCUGUGGAAAAGGAGGUGACUUGAGCAAAUGGCAAAGAGGUCGCGCGAAUCAUGUCAUAUUUGCAGAUAUAGCUGAAGUCUCUGUUCAGCAAUGCAAAUCCAGAUUUGAUAAAAUGUAUGGGAACAAGUUUACUGCUCAGUUCAUUGCAGCUGAUUGUACUAAAGAAAAUCUUCGUGAUAAAUAUACUGACCCCUCAAUUAAAUUUGACAUAGUUAGUUGUCAAUUUGGAUUGCAUUACAGUUUUGAAAGUUUAAGGCAAGUAAGACAAAUGCUUAAAAAUUCUACCGAAUGCCUUAAAGUUGGUGGUUACUUUUUUGGAACAAUACCUAAUGCUUAUGAAAUUGUGUCUCGAGCUAAGAAGUCAUCUAAUAGUGAAUUUGGAAAUAGAAUAUAUAAUAUAAAGUUGUUAUUUGAUCCCAAAGAUGGCUAUCCAUUAUUUGGUGCUAAAUAUGACUUUCAUUUAGAGGGAGUAGUUGAUUGCCCUGAAUUUUUAGUAAAUUUUGACCUAUUUAGAAAGUUAGCUAGUGAGUAUGGACUUGAAUUAGUGUAUAAGACAGCUUUAGCAGAUUUCUAUAAUGAAUUCAGUAUGAUUAAGGAAUACAAGCAUCUGCUGCAUAAAAUAAUGUGUUUUGAAACUUAUCCUUCUCCACCGGGUCAACAACUCCUAGGUGAACCAUCAGAAUAUGAACAUGCUAAGUCAUUUUUGGACAACUCUGAAGGUAGAAAUGAACGUGACAGACUUGGAACUAUGAGCCAAUGUGAAUGGGAUGUAGCAACUGUUUAUAUGGCAUUUGUGUUUAAGAAAUGCAAGACACCAAAUAGUGAAUGA